Messenger RNA from Fomitopsis serialis, 2196 nucleotides. RefSeq lists its product as uncharacterized. The transcript has a single exon. The coding region runs from base 234 to 2096 and encodes 620 amino acids. The record is from RefSeq and is a predicted model, not a curated record. NCBI's taxonomy places the organism in Eukaryota, Fungi, Basidiomycota, Agaricomycetes, Polyporales, Fomitopsidaceae.
CAGUUACUUACGAAACUACUCCCGCGGACUACUCUCAAGACAGGUACCGGACAGGGCGAGACCGCCGCCCGUCUGGUAGCCGCUCCACUAGCCUCAGUCAAGCGCAGAAGGACGAGCCAUCCCCCGCGCGUGUGCAAUGCAACAACAAGAUCGACGUGCAAGCCACGCAGACGUGUACAGAGCCAACAGUGAAGGAUGUCCCGACUAACAGACGGACAUCUCACUACAAAGGGAUGGACAGGGAGGCCGACGAAAAGGAGAGAAAGUUCAACGAAGAGGAGAGGAAGGUCGAUAGACAAGAAGAACAACCAAGGACGACCGCUGUAAGUACCGCUGUCAGUCUCUGUCCAACGGUCUCUCCUCCACGCCCAGGCUCUGCCCUUCUGACCCCGUUCGACCCAUCCUCCUCUCUGCUCUCCCAUUCCGCACACACGUCCGUCCUCAAUGCGCCUAGACCCCCGAGCAGUUCCGGCUCGCUCGACGUACAGCUAUCACUCGGUGCACCCUCGUCCGAUGUGUCUACGCCGCCGCUGUUCACUCACCCUCGCUCUCCGUCGUCUGACCCGUGCUUUAGCCUCUUCAAGGCGACUCAGAGUGCGGGUGGCCUAGAAGACGAAAGCCGGAUCGUGCGAGAUCGCCGCACAUCCGGUAGCCGUGCCACUACUGCCGGCUUAGCCAGGGCAUGGUCUCCGACUAGUAAAGAUCCCCGAGUGGUACGAACCGGUCACGGGCUAGCAAGUGGAGGGUCGAUAGACGUGAGCCCGCAAUGCAACCAGGUCGACAAGGAGGCGGCUGCUCAGCUAGGUAGCAAACACGUAGACAAGCGAGGAGUAGCGGAGCCCCCCUCACGUUGCACACCCUCGGCCGCACAUCGGACAUCGUCACCCGCCUAUGGAAUACCCCGCGCGAGCGACUCCCAGGACGAAUACAGGGCUGUGCGAGUUUGCCGCGCGCCCAGUAACCGCUCCAUACGCCCGUCCUCGUCAACGCCUCCUCAGCUCGACUCGUCCGCUCAGGUACACGGUCGCUCCGUAUGUGCACUCGCUCUCAACCUGUCGGCAUCCCAUGAUCACGAUGGUCACUCCCCACCGGUUUCGACAAUCACAACCACAGCCUCGUGCGGCGUCAUUCCACUCUCGCACGGUUCAUCCAGGCCCAGCUGCAAUAGCAGCGUGCGAGCAGAUUCGUCUGCACGAGCGGCGCAAGCUCCAUCCCCCGCUUCUCGCACUGACCUCUCGUCUUCGUCCAUUCCGCCCUCGCAUCCCUCGACGAGCAUGAUCGCGGUCUCAUCCUCUCGCCAUGUCUAUAUACCCACACCGUCUCUGCAUCACUCGACAGCCUGCUUAGUCACCCACUCUGGCAGUUCGCAACACGGAUAUGAGGUCGAGCGAGAUUGCCGCAAACCUCGUACCUGUCCUGCAUCUACCAGGUCUGUGCGGGCAGCCGAACCUGUGGUCCUUCGAGUUCCUCAUCCCUCUACGCAUUCGUCUGUGUCCCACGAGCACGAUCAUCGCACCCUGUUCGGCUCGAGGACAAGCAUGGAUUCUCCCUCUCGCCGUGUUCAUCCAUCGGCGCUCGACUCGCCUAUGCCAGUUCACGAUCGCAGCGCCCAUGUGGCCCUGUCUACACGAGUCGAGCAGGCUCCUUCCUUCGUAUCUCACGCUGAUUUCUCAACCUCGUCCUUCUCGUCCUCGCAUCACUCAGCAGCCUCGCACUUGCAGGCCGUAAUGGCCACCCACUCCUCUCGUGCUGAUGUCCCAUCUUUGCCUGCCUCACGCCGCAACUGGUCAGUCGCUCAUGAAGGUUCUCGCUCAGGUGGCUUCAAGUUGCAAGACGAAUACGAGGUAGCGCGAUAUUGCCGCGCGCCUCGUAGCCACCCAGUACCUUAUGCGAACAUCAAUGAAUCAUAUCGUGAGCAAUGUCAAGCCGACGUUCGUGCAUUUCACGAGAAGCAUGAGGCCGAAGCACGAGUGCAACUUGAAACACGUCGCACACGAGAUGGGGUUCUCAAUGACGAGAAAGCAAUGAUCGAGUAUGUGCAAGCCCGAGCCAACGAGCACCGCGAAAGAGAGCGAGCGAGAGCAUCAUACCACUAGUUCUCCUGGCCAUCCACCCUUGUCCAUUGCACACCUUCCUUUCGUAACCACUGCCCCUUCUUCCCUAUGGAAUCUCAAGCCGAAACUCCCCUCAGAUCGU